Molecule: messenger RNA, 7392 nt
Organism: Amphiprion ocellaris (clown anemonefish)
Lineage: Eukaryota; Metazoa; Chordata; Actinopteri; Pomacentridae
Gene: lrch3
Product: leucine-rich repeats and calponin homology (CH) domain containing 3
Exons: 21
Coding region: 40-2310 (756 amino acids)
Molecular function (GO): protein binding
Source: RefSeq, a predicted model, not a curated record
UUAGCAGUUAGCACUGUGAGCUAACAGCCGGAGUGUGUAAUGGCGGCCUCGGUCUUGCUGGGGUCUGCGGACAACAGCGGACUCAACUUCCCGGUCGGAGGCGGCGGGGCCGGGAAUGUUUUAGUCGGGAACACUAACGGACUGGGACCGGCGGGCCCGGCGCCCUGGAACCGCUCUCUGGACCGGGCGCUGGAUGAAGCCUCGGCCACCGGGUGCCUCAACCUCAGCGGCAGGAAGCUGAAGGAGUUUCCCCGGAGCGCCGCCAACCACGACCUGACGGACACCACCAGGGCCGAUUUGUCUCGUAAUCGGCUGUCGGAGCUUCCUCUGGAGGUUUGUCUCUUCGUGUCUCUGGAGAGUCUGAAUCUUUACCAGAACUGUCUGAGGUCUCUGCCGGACGGACUGCUGAACCUGCAGGCCCUGACCUACCUGAACCUCAGUCGGAACCAGCUGUCGGUUCUCCCAGCUGUCGUCUGCAGCCUCCCUCUGAAGGUUCUGAUCGCCUGCAACAACAAGCUGGUUUCUCUGCCAGAAGAACUGGGCCAGCUGAGACACCUCACUGAGCUGGAUGUGAGCUGUAAUGAGAUCCAGACUUUACCUGCCCAGGUGGGUCAGCUGGAAACUCUCAGAGACCUGAACAUCCGGAGGAACCACCUGGUCCGGCUGCCUCCAGAGCUGGCCGAGCUUCCUCUGGUCCGUCUGGAUUUCUCCUGUAACAAAGUGACCUCCAUCCCCGUCUGUUACCGACGACUCACACAGCUACAGACCAUCGUCCUCGACAACAACCCUCUGCAGACGCCGCCCGCACAGAUCUGCAUCAAAGGGAAAGUUCACAUAUUCAAGUAUCUGAACCUGGAGGCCAGUAAGAUGACGCCCGACCUCCCCGACUACGACAGGCGACCUCUGACCUGUGUCGAUGAGCUGUAUCCCGGCCGUCUGUACGGAGCUCUGGACUCCGGCUUCAACAGCGUCGACAGCGGAGACAAGCGAUGGCUGGGGAAUGAGCCUUCAGAGGAGCUUUCAGAGCUGCCCAGCAGAGUGGCCGAGAUCAGCCGAGACCAGAGACCGAGAGGAGGAGGAGGAGGAGGAGGAGGAGGAGGACCGCUGCUGGCCAACGGGACACAUGUGGAGUUGGAGCAGAUCGACUUCAUCGACAGCUGUGUGGGGGGGGAGGAGGAGGAAGAGGAGGGCCGGAGUCGAGGAGGAAGAGGAGACAGCAGCAGCCUCAGUUCUCAGUUCAUGGCGUACAUCGAGAGACGCAUCACCAGAGAGGGUUCUCCAGUAAAAUCCAGUUUGUCCCGAACAGAAGACACAAAGAGACACAGCAGGAGUGUGGUCGAUGGCAUCGCAGCUCCCUCUAGCUCCCACAGCCAGAGAGGUAUUGGUCCAGGUGUGGAGAGAAUGAGGAGAGAGGCUCAGCUCGCUGCUCUCAGGUACGACGAGGAGAGACAGAAGAACCGAUCUCUGCAGAGGGACAGCGUCACCAGCUACUCCAAGCAUAAAGCAGCUCAGAGUCCAACCAAGUCCAGUCCAGACACUGAGUGUGUUCUGGUGUUUGAGAUCGACUUUGACACAAACACAAUAAAGAGACGACCUGGUUCACACAGACAGUCUGUUACUGGAGUGUCUGUAGACGGCUGUCGCUCUCACGCUGCCUCUGACAGCACCGCCUCCUGUCUGCUGCAGCAGGGCGAGGACAGAGCCGCUCUGUCUCCAACAGCCAAUCAGUCGCCUUCCUACCCCGGCUCAGGGGGCGUGGCUUCCUGUCGGACAGCCGGCGUGAGACCGGAGAGUUUCCUGUAUCGCCUCAGUCAGAAGGAGGAGAAGAGGAAAGGUGACGCUGCUGCUGCUGCUGCUCCUCAGAGUCAGGAGGAGGCUCCUGCUGCUCCUCCUCUGGUUGGAGAAGACGCUGAGGUGGUUGAGCAGCUCAGAAAGAACAUCGAGGCUCGUCUCAAAGUGUCGUUGCCUAGCGACCUGGGAGCUGCUCUGACGGACGGGGUGGUGCUGUGUCACCUGGCCAAUCACGUGAGACCGCGGUCCGUCCCCAGCAUCCACGUCCCCUCCCCCGCUGUGCCUAAACUCACCAUGGCCAAAUGUCGACGAAACGUGGAGAACUUCCUGGAGGCGUGUCGCAGGAUCGGAGUUCCCCAGAGUCAGCUGUGUCUUCCUCUCCACAUCCUGGAGGAGCAAGGGCUCCCCCAGGUGGCCGGGACUGUCAGCGCCCUGCUGGACCUGGCCCCGCCCCGACACCCCAUCACCACGACAACCACAUCAUCAUCCACCGCACCUGGACCCUCUGUCACCAUGUAGACCACUCGGACGCCACCGCACGUGCUCAGUCGGCCUCCUGUGGCGCUGCAGGCGGUUGGGUUAAUGCUGGGUUCUGAUCAGCUGAUCAUAGAGGAGACCACAUGUUGGCCGUCGACCAAUCAGAGCUCGUGUCUGUCACAGCUUGUGAUGUCAUCAGGAAGCCAGAAUGUAAACAAGCAGCUUCUGAUGCAGCUGUGGACGUCUGCAGGUCACACCGUCGCCAUGGUUACAGCCUCUGUGCUCCUAUUGGUCAUCAGCGUCAAGGUUACAAACACAUUUCUGUCUGUAGAAGAAGAAAAGUUAGUCACGAUUAAAAUAAUAUUCAUGCAAAAUGACCGUAAAAAGGUCAAAAGUUUGAGAUUUAAAACUCAAAAGUUUUACUUUUAACAGGUCAUUUAAGUUUUAUAUUUUUUUUUAUCUCAUCAUUGACAAAAGAAAAGUCAGAAGGUUCUCCUUUAAAAAAAGCCAUUUUUAACAAAAGUAUUUGCUCAUAUUUUACUAAAUAAAAAAAUUAAAACAUAAGAAGUCAAAAUUCUGACUUGAAAAAUAUUUGACUUUUAAAAAGUCAGUUUACCUUUCAAAUCUAAAUUAUGAGGAAAAAUAUUAGUUGUUUUUUUAUCCAUAGUUUUGCCUCAAAUUAAAAAAAAUACAUUCAAAGGUCAAAAAACCGUCAAACUUUUGAGUCAAAAAAUUUAAGACAAAGUUUUAUAUCUGCAAAAAAAACUUAAUGGAAUUUUGAUCAGAUUUUUAUUUAUCAUGCAGAUUUUUUAAAAUUCUGACUAACUUUUCUUAUUUUUUUAGUGUUAAUUUUUUAUAUUUUGGCAGCAGGAGGCUUCCUUACAGGCUCUGACAGAUUCGUCUUUUUGUUUUUGAGGCUUCAGGAUGCAGCAUCUGUUGUCGUCAGGAUAAAACCUUCAGCUGAUAUCAGAGUUGGGAGGAUUUUAGAGGAAAACAGCAGCUGGAUCUGAUGGAGAUGUGAGCAGAAAACACCUCCUUACAGAAAGUUAACGUCCCAGUGAAGCGACAGUUGGACGUCUCGUGUCUAAAUAUUUAAUUAAGAUGAGUCCACAAAGCCACAAAUACAAAAAAAACCUUGAAUUAGUCUCAGUCGGUCAGACGUCAGUGAGAAAAUUCUUAAGCAGCACCUUGAUGAAUAUUUACUAGCUUUAAUAACGAUGUCUUUUUGUUUUUGAUUGUUUCUCAAAUUAAACAAAACCUCUAUUAAUCUGCAGAGAGCUGACGACAUUUUGAUUUAGUUUUCGGAAAAAGAAAAGCUUAAAAUCUUCACAUCUGAGAAGCUGCGACUAAAGUUUUGCACAGUUUUAGGAUAUUAAAUAUUACACUUUGUCCCUCCUUUUUCCUACAGGAUAUUUUUUUCUCAAUGGGCUCAAGUUUCUAAAAGUAAUUUGAAGGUUUACAGGAAGAAAAAAAACACAAACAUGUUUUCAUCCCAGCUAGAGCUAAUUAUAUAUUUUUAUUUGACUGUUUGUUAUUUUAAAUCUCUAAUCCUUUUAUUGCUGCAUCUGGUGCCCUCUAACAGCAGCAUGAAGGUUUAUUUUCACAUAACUCAACUUGGAUAUUAAAAAUCAAACUUAUUAGUUAAAACAACACAACACCUAAAUAUUCUCAUAAAAACACCUAAAUAAAAGCAAAACAAAGUAUUAAAAGAUUAAUAUUUAAACGUGGCAUAUUUGCUUUGCUAAUCAACCCAAUGUAGCAAAAUGCUAACAUUAUUUAACACUGACAAAGAUGGUUGAUGUGUCGUGCUGCUAAUCGCUAAUAAACCUUUUUUUUAUUUAUUGAAAUGACACUAAUGUAGCUCAUUAAUAUUCGCAGCCAAUAUUGAUGUAGUUGGUUCAGAGGAGACGCUAACACAACGCUAAAAACAUCACCCUGGUUGGUUUUAGACUUCAAGAAUAACAGCUAGCUGUAAAUUAGCUAACAUAAAGCUGCUUGAAUGAAAGUUUAGAGAGAUUAGGACAAAAUGCUAACUGCUAACAGUUGUGAAUCUAAAUGCACCAUAAUUUGAAAAUGCUACUUGCCAACUUUAGCUAUUGAAUUAUUUUGCAGACAGUUUACACAAUUAGCCAUUAGCUUCAGCUAACACAUGUUUCUUGUAUGGAGUUUAAGCUAAUGCUAACAAUAGUCAACACUGAUGUAGGCAAGUUGUUUUUGAAAGUGACACUACAGCUUUCUGCUAAUAUUAACUGAUUAAACUAGUUAGUUGAGAGACUAAGCUAACACAGUUAGCCAUAAACAUUAGCCAUUGGUUUUUGUUCCAGAGUUGAAGCUAACAUAGCUCAAGAUUAACUCUCUUAAAUGAUCGCAGUGGUAAAUGUACUAGCUUGAAUGCUGCAGUGGGAAUCAUGAAAAUGGUUAAGCUGAUGCAGCUAGCUGUAAGCAUGCAAAUGUAGCUCACUGCAGAUGUUAGUAAAUGCUAAAAAUGUUGCUGUUGGGUAUAGCCAACACUACUAAUUGCUAACAGUAGUAAAAAUUAAACUGAAACAGACUUAAAUAUUAACUGACAUUGUGAGACUUUAUCAAAACUGCUAAUGCUAGUUGGUGAGCUAAGGCAGCCUAAUGCUAAGGAUACCCAACACUUCUGCAGUUGUUAAGUGUUGGCUCUAAAACAGCUUACUGCUAACAUUAGCCAACAUUAUUAAGUUAGCUGGUUUGUAGAUUAAGCUGAUACAGCGUGCUGUAAACAUUUUAUUUAAUUUCUCCUUUUGGGUUUCAAGAUAAUCCAGAAACCAUCAAUAAAGAUGGUGUAGAUUACACUACCAAUGCUAAAUGUUAAUGUUGGUGAACACAGGUGUACGGUAGUUAGUUUACAUAUGCUAACAUUGGCUAGCAUUAUGAGAGUUAACCUAACUGUAAACAGUAGCCAGUUAGCUGGUUUUGAGAUUAAAUUUGAACAGCUGGCUGUUAAUCUUUAAUCCACUCAGUUUGAAUUUGAAGCUAAUGUAGCAUCAUGCUAACUUAAGUGUGCUGCAGUGUUUUGAAAAUGCUAAUUUAACUAAUACUAUGAACCCAGGAGGUUUGGAGUUUGAGCUAACACAGCUAGCCUUUAAGUUAGACAUUUUUAGUUUAGAAUUGAAGCUAACGCAGCCUCAUGCUACCUUAAGUGUACAUCAGUUGGUUUGGACAUGCUAACUUACCUCAUACUAUGGACCCAAUAGUUUGAGUUUGAGCUAACUCAGCUAGCCAUGAAGCUAGGCAUCUUUAGUCAAAGCUAAAUUAGCUCUGCGUGCUCACGCUAGGUGACAUGUUGGAUGUUUUCAACGUCUCCAUCAGAUCCAGACUGUCAGAAAUCUUUUUUAUAAUUAAUUUUCAUCUCUCAUGUCAUGUGACCGAUGACAUCAUGUGAUUAACGUGUUUAAACUGAGGAUUUCUCAGAAGGACUUCAGUUAUUAUUGUUUUUCAGCUGUUGUGGAAUCCUGUCGCUCUAAUGCUGUUUGUGGCUUCAGGUCGAUCAUAUGACCCGGCUGCUGGUUUCAGACUUGUUGAUCACCUGAUCGAUGGAUCGAUCCUCCAGAUGUGAUCAGGAGUUUUGUUCUUUCAGAAACAGAAACAAAAUCAGAGUGAAUGAGCAGAUGUGUUGAUGACAUCAGACGGCUGAAGGUCCUGAUUGGAGGAUGGCGGUCAGGUGAUCCCCGGGUGACCUGACUCCUGCUGACGGACUGUUUGUGUACAAAUAUAUUCUGUAAAUAUAUACAUAUAUAGAUAUAUUCUGUAUAUCAGGCGGUGUAUGUUGCCGUGGCGACGGAGUUGAUCUGUCGCCACGGCAACUCCUCUUCUUGUGUUUUUUUUUUUUUUGUUUGUUUUUUUUGGAAAGGCGCAAUCCACCCAAAAACAGUCGUUUUCUCCUCUUGUUGCCUCCAAACACCCAGAUGUUUAUGUUUACACCCCAAACCACAUCGUUAUCAAUAAACUUUAUUUAUAUUCAGCACUUUGACAGCAGAACCACAAAAGUUUACUGACUGAAGUCAGUAAGAAGCUCACAGCCUCCGUCCUGCAUGACGUACAGAAAUAAAUAAACAUCCAACAGUUCAAUGAACAAUCACAGAUUCAUAGAAGAGUCUAUGAAAACCAGUUUAAUUAAAUGACAAAAAUAAGUGAGAAAAGGUAGAAAACAUGAUUAAAUAAGUUUGUUUUUACAGGUUUUGUGGCACUUUUAGCUGUUUUUCUAUUUCCUAAUUUUUAUUCUCCUGUUUAAACUCAGAACAUGAAUCUGGUUCGCUGACGGGAGGAGAAAACGACGGCAGCUUUAUUUUUAAUUUAAACUUUAUCCAUGUUUUAUAUUUGCAUGUUUCAUCGAUGCUGCGUUCAGGUGACCGGAAACCUCAGAGUUUAACUUCAAGUUCUGAAGCUUCUUUUUGCUUCAGAUUCACCUGAACGCAGCGUCAGAGCUCCGUCAGAACAUUUCUACCCUCAAUUCUGACUCCCAGGCUGAGCCCCGCCCUCUCAGCCACCUCAGCCAAUCAGAUGCUUCGCUGCAACGACUGUGGAAGACUUCAGAGACUCACCUGAGACUGAAUCAUCAGAGGAAACUGAACCAGGCGUGGAUCUGGUCCAGCUGCCUGUGAGGCUGAACUCAGGGUGCAUCGGUCCCUGGAGACAGUGCUGUGAUUGACAGGUCUGCUGUCCAAUCCCGUGCCUCCGUGUCCUGAGCGGACGGACAGGUGAACCAGGUGCGAGGUUUCAGACGAUGACGUGGGUUCAUAUUGUACAGACCAUUUAUGUUUUUUCUUCUUUGCGUUUCUCUCCUGCGGUGGUGAUGGGUCAUGUGACAGAUGGGACGGGUCAUGUGAUGUGGUGACGGUGUAAGUGACGGGUCAUGUGAUGUGAUGAUUUAAGUCACGGGUCAUGUGACGUGGUGAUGAUAAGUGACGGGUCAUGUAAUAGUCGUGACAAACCCAGAGAGGACAGUUUUAAAGGACAUUCCACCGUUUCUAAAGGAGACAAACGGACUCACAGUUUGACAUUUUUCCACUUUUGUUUCAUUUCUGCUGAAAACUGUAAAAAAGAUUUGAACGCGGCUGUUUGAAGAGUUUAAGUCCUGAAAUAAAUAUUUUAAUUUGA